AUUUCAUGUGAAUAGCCUCAUUGGAAAUUUAUUUACUGAAAAAAAUGGCGCGUCCAAUACUUAUUCCCCCCACUGUAUAUAUUAAGGAUGUCACGAGAACCGAUACUUGGGUACAAAGACGCUACCAAUAUUCUUAAAACGUGACGGUACUUGGUUUCCUGCAGUAGCGUUAUGUACCAUUGGUAACGAAGGUACCAAUUUUGCAAUUCUUCCGGAACUGAUGGGGGCAGCAAAUACACCUAAGUGUUUGUCGGUCCUCAAGUGGUGAAGAAGAAGAAAGCCUACAAGCACACUACAGAAGAUGGCGACAAGUUUAGCUCCGCCCUGACUCCUUGAGAGGAAAGAUGGCCUUACUGAGUCUGUCAUUGCUGCUGCGUGCUCACGAGUAGGAUUGAGAGUUCUGCACUUAGACAGCGAUAAGUCUGAGGAUGAUGAGCUGUUGAAUUCUCCUGUGGUGGGCAGCUUGCCCAAAGCAGCUGAGGAGAUGAAUGGCUGCCAUAAAGAAGCCCAAGACUUAGGUUCUUCCAGUGCUUGUACACAAGGUGAUGGAGACCCACAUAAUCUAGAGGUGAAGAACCAAGACUCCUGCCUAUCCGAGGAAAGCAAAAAAACAGAUCAGCAGCCAAUAAGAAGCCCAGAGCAAGCAGUAGAGGUGAAAAAGAAAAUAACGUAUGCUAUGCUACUGAAGGAGGGUCGCAGAUUUAACAUUGAUCUUAUGUCUAAGCUGCUGUAUUCCCGUGGCUUACUGGUGGACCUUCUCAUCAAGUCCAACGUCAGCCGCUAUGCUGAGUUCAAGAACAUCAGUUGUAUCCUGACCUGUCAUAAUGGCAAAGUGGAGCAGGUCCCAUGUUCGCGUGCAGAUGUAUUUGGCAGUAAGCAGUUGACUGUGGUGGAGAAACGUAUGCUGAUGAAAUUCCUUACUUUCUGUCUGGACUUUGAGCAACACCAAGAGGAAUUCAAAGAUUUCACAGAGAUACCAUUUUUGGAGUUUCUCAAAUGUAAGAACUUGACAGAGAAUCUGCAGCAUUUCAUUUUGCACUCCAUUGCCAUGGUGAGCCAAGAUUCUCCAACCAUCAAUGGCCUGAAGGCUACGCAGCACUUCUUGCGUUGCCUAGGUCGCUAUGGCAAUACACCAUUCCUGUUCCCACUUUAUGGCCUAGGUGAAAUCCCACAGUGCUUUUGCAGAAUGUGUGCUGUUUUUGGGGGCAUUUAUUGUCUGCGCCAUUCUGUGCAGUGCCUGGUAGUGGACAAGGAGUCGGGCAAGUGUAAAGCUGUGAUUGACACCCAUGGUCAGCGUAUUAGUUGCAGCCAUUUUGUGGUGGAAGACAGCUACAUCCGAGACGACCAGAGAAUGCAAACAACAUACAAGAAGAUAUCCAGAGCAGUGGUCAUCACAGACCGGUCGAUUUUACCCUCCCAAUCUGAUCACCAGAUUUCGUUGGUGACCGUCCCUCCUCUUGAGCCUUCCUCUCCGGCAGUAAGGAUGGUGGAGCUCAGUUCAUUCUCCAUGACGUGCAUGCCUGGAACCUAUUUGGUCCAUCUCACCUGCUCAUCAUCAGGCUCAGCUCAUGAAGACCUGGCACCUGUUGUUUCCAGGCUCUUUCAUGUACCCAGCAGCUGCACAGAGGAAUCUAUACAAGGAUCUGAGGAGAAUGAGAAGCCUGUGGUAUUGUGGGCGAUGUACUUCAACAUGCGGGAUACAUCUGGCUUUGAGAACAGCAGCUACAAUCUCCCAAGCAACGUCCAUGUGUGCACAGGCCCUGAUGACAGCUUGGGCAGCGAUUACUCCAUUAACUUGGCUGAAUUAGUGUUUCAUCAGCUGCUACCUGACGAGGAGUUCUGUCCACCUGCUCCAAACCCUGAGGACAUCAUAUAUGAUGGCGAUCAGGGAGAAGGGGCCAUCUUUGAGGGUGACAGUCAAAAAGAAGAGGCAGUAAUUGAAGGAGAGGACGGGUCUCAGGCGCACAAGCAACAUGGUGCAACAUGUAGCUCAGAACCCGCAGAGAGUACAGACAGUAUUGGUCAUGAAAUUUUGACUGAAUAUGAUAUUCAAAGCCCACCUCUUGGGAAUAGUCCCUAAUGAAAUGACUGUUUGUUAAAUCUUUAUCUUACACAAGUGACUGUCUCUUCUCUCCUGGAAAUCUACAUUCUUGCGUAAUUUAGCACUGAGUAGUAUAAGUAAAAAAUAAUAAUUAUUUAUUUAUUUAUUUAUUUUUUACAAACCUGCUCAGAAAUGCUUAAAUACAAAGUUAGACUAUGCAGUAAUCUCAUAUUUCAAAAGAGAACUGUUCCAGCUUAUCCCACUGUUCUGGCCCUGGUCUCUGCUCUCCUCUGAAAAAAGAUGUAGGGGAGAAUAUACUAGUACUUUAAUAAUCUUUACUAGUACUCUUCCAUUACUGUCUGGACAAUUAAUGAAAAGUAAAUAAUGUAUUUCCACACACUGCACAUUUACCAUUGUUAUAUAGUUAUAUUAUGUAGAAGGCAUACAUCUCUAAUCAGAUAUGAAUAGGUCAAUACCUGGGCUUGUUGUGUGUGCCUGAAACCAUUGCUUUGGACUUGUGGUACUGACCAUAUCAAUGUGGGCAUACAAAUCUAAAAACAUUCAACUAAAAUGCUACCUACCUUCAAAUGAAAUGCUUGGUGAAUAAAUAAUGCUUGUUUGGUUCAUAACAUGUUUCAUAUUCUAGUAACACCUAAAAUGUCAUUGUAAAUUGCAUUAGACUUGUGUAUGUGAAUACAUGUAAACAAUCAAAGUGAAGACUACAGUCUGCUCAAAUGAAUGUCUAAAGGCAAAUAUUUUCUUCAGUAUGUGAUAGCACAGUUUCUAUCUGCUGAACUCCAGUGCAGAUUGUGAUACAAUAAUCUGUUUUCUACAAACUAAACAUUAGAAGAUCCCUUGGUAGUACUUUAUGUGAAGGAUACCUGCACUGUGCUUUUAUAACAGUAAGUAAUACAAAUUUGUAAGCAAUAUUGGAAGAUUUAUCUAAGGCCUACUCUGUGUCAAAAUGCUAGAGAUAGCAUAAAACAUUUUUUAUGAAGUACAGUAAUUUAUAGCUUUGUCUUUACAUAAACAAGAGAAAAGACGCUAAAAUGUUUUGAUAGUCAACUGUUUGCCACUGUUGUGGCUGCAGUUUUUAACCUUGUAAAUUUUUGUCUAACAACACAUUCGUGAAAUAUUAAGAAUCCCCCCAUUCAUCUUACAUUUUAGGAAAUGUACAGCAUUUACUGUAUUUACCUCUUAUAGGAGAUUGAUAUUGUUUUCAAUACCAUUAUAAAACACAUUUACAUAACUUACUUAAAGACCAUAUUUCACCUGAAUUAAUGAUUGUAAUGGCCUCAAAUUAAAGUGGGAAAGUUGUAUUCAUAACACUGUUAGGAAGCACAAUGUAUACCUUCUAUAACUAACAGGAAGCCUCGAGCAAUCAACCUAUAAUAAUAAUAAUAAUAAUAAUUGAGGGUUUUUUUCCCUUUUCUGUCAUGGGGAGAGAAAGUCACAUUUUUGCAAAAACCUUUAUUUUUUAAAUUUUGUUUUGUAUAAAUUCUGUGACAUUUAUAAAAGACAUGCUAUCUGCUAUAAAGACCCUAUGUAGGUACCUUUCAAAUAAAUCCAGCACUAUGCAUAAGAUCACACAGAUACAGGUCAAGAGCUUCACUUAAUAUUCACAUCAGAAUGAAGAAAAAGUGUGAUCCCUGUGACUUUAAUUAGGACGUUGUUGUUAGUACUAGAUGGGCCGGUUUGAAUAUUUCAGAAAUGCUGAUUUCCUCAGAAUUGAGCGACAAUUAUGUGGGUUAAAACUAGGACUGCAUGAUUAUGGCCAAAAUGAUAAUCACAGUUAUUUAUCACGAUUAUUCAUUGAUUUUAUGGACAACAUAUUUUCAUUGCACUUUCACAUUUAAAUAAACAGACCACUGUGUUCACCUCCA
This is a messenger RNA of Ictalurus punctatus (channel catfish), 3924 nucleotides long. It is a transcript of the gene chm, whose product is annotated as CHM Rab escort protein. Lineage: Eukaryota; Metazoa; Chordata; Actinopteri; Siluriformes; Ictaluridae. Gene Ontology annotation, cellular component: cytosol; Rab-protein geranylgeranyltransferase complex; cytoplasm. Gene Ontology annotation, biological process: vesicle-mediated transport; intracellular protein transport; protein geranylgeranylation. The record is from RefSeq and is a predicted model, not a curated record. Bases 485 to 2080 code for a protein of 531 amino acids. The transcript has 13 exons. Gene Ontology annotation, molecular function: GDP-dissociation inhibitor activity.